AUGGAGAAAGCUAACGGAUUUUUAAAUAUAUUCAAUAACAAACAAGUUUCUGUUGCUGUUCAACUUGAUACAAAGUUAAAACUUGAGAUUGAAGAAAAUAGAUUAUUUAUCCAACCAAUAAUUGAAACUAUUUUAGUAUGUGGGCGGCAAGGGAUAGCACUGCGAGGUCAUAAGGAUUAUGGUCCUAUUCAAUUUGAAACUCCAUUCCCUUCAGAAAAUGAUGGAAAUUUCCGAGCAUUACUUAGGUAUCGUGUAAAUGGAGGAGAUCAGAUAUUUCGACAGCGCUUACAAAAUUGUCCACGAAAUGCUACAUACACGAGUUCAGUAAUUCAAAAUCAAAUAAUUGAUAUUAUUGGUUCUAUCAUUAUUAAGAAACUUGUAAAUAAAAUUAACCAAGCAAAAUGUUUUACAGUUUUAGCUGAUGAAACAUGUGACAUUUCCGGGAUAGAACAAUUCAGCCUUUGUGUUCGAUAUUAUGAUAGUGAUACCAAUAUGAUGAGAGAAGAUUUUCUCAAAUUUGUGCCUGUUGUUGAUGUUACAGGCAAUGGUUUGGCCGAAGUUUUGAUAGACAGCUUAAAAAAUAUUGGUCUAGACUUAAAUUUUUUACGUGGGCAAGGUUACGAUGGGGCCUCCGCUAUGCGUGGCCAUUUUAAUGGCGUACAAGCAGUUGUAAGGCGGUCAUAUCCAUUAGCAGUAUACUCUCAUUGUAGUUCACAUUCAUUAAAUUUAGCAAUAUCGGAUGCUUGUAACAUAAAAUCAAUCCGGAAUGCCACAGGUACAUUACAAGCUAUUUAUGUAUUUUUUAAAACGCCUAAAAGGCAAAAUGUAUUGAAAAAAACAAUUGACGAAAUUGCACCAGAAAACAAGAAAAAAAAACUAAAGGAUUUAUGUCCCACUAGAUGGGUGGAACGACACGAAUCAGUAAUGGUGUUUUUAGAACUAUUUGACUCAGUUAUUGAAGCUUUAGAAGAAAUUUCCAAUUGGGUAGAUAGAGAAACAUCAUCAAAAAGUAAUAAUUUACUGUGUUCCAUAAAAAAUGGAGAGUUUUUAUUAACUGUUCAUAUUCUCGCCAAAGUUCUUUCAAUUAGCUUGCCUUUAAGUCGCCAGUUACAAACAGAAAACUUGGACUUGGUUAAAGCUAUGGAGUUAGCCGAAGAUGUGACUCACACAGCAAUGGAUUUAAGAAGAAAAGCUGAAGCAGAGUUUAAAGAAAUUUAUACUGAAGUAAGCAGAAAAUGCGAAACCAUGGGAGUUGCAAUCACCGUACCUAGACUUACAAAGAAUCAAAACCAUAGAUCAAACUUCACCACAAACUCCAGUGAAGAAUAUUUUAGGUUAUCAAUAUACAUUCCAUUUUUAGACAGUUUUUCAAACCAAUUAAGAGAUAGAUUUUUAGCUCAUAAAUCACUUGUUAAAAAUUUUUCUUGUUUACUGAGUGUUCAAGAUGAUGAUGAAGAAAAUUUUGUUGAACUUAUAAAAAUAUAUGCAGAGGAUAUUGUAGUUGAUGAUAAAAGUGCAAAGGGUGAAUUUUUGGUUUGGAAGCAACAGAUUAAAAAUUCCACUCCGAAACAUGUGAUAGAUGCAUUGAAUAACUGUAAUUCUAUUAUUUUUCCUACGAUUCACAGGCUGUUGGUUAUCUUAGCAACAUUUCCUGUCACCACAUCUACAAGUGAACGUUCCUUUUCAACUCUCCGUAGACUUAAAACUUAUUUAAGAAAUACCGUGGGAGAAAACAGGCUGAAUGGUCUAGCUUUAAUGAAUAUCCAUAGAGAUAUACCUAUAUCUACGGCAGAGGUUAUUGAUGGACUUGCAAUCCAAUCCCGCCGCUUAAAAUUCACCUAG
Molecule: messenger RNA, 1842 nt
Organism: Myzus persicae (green peach aphid)
Lineage: Eukaryota; Metazoa; Arthropoda; Insecta; Hemiptera; Aphididae
Product: 52 kDa repressor of the inhibitor of the protein kinase-like
Exons: 1
Coding region: 1-1842 (613 amino acids)
Molecular function (GO): protein dimerization activity
Source: RefSeq, a predicted model, not a curated record